AUGCAGGGAAUCAUCUACUACUUGUAUUUUUCUUCCAGAAAUACAAUUGUUCUGAUCUCAGAGUUCUUGGACAUAACCCAUACCAAAGAGAAGGUCUGUUCGGUGGUCAGCCACUUACUCCAUAUGUCCAGAGAGAAGCCUGAGACCUCACAGCAGAAUAGCAAUAUCCCUAAUUUCUCAAUAAACAACAUCUCCAUCAGUUUCCAGCCAGAUGACUCCAAACAGGAGACUGUUCUUAAGUCCCCACCAAAACCCCAGUUUAAAAUGGGCAACACACCAAAGAUCUCAGCAAAAAGGGGAACCAUUCCUAAGUCCGCAGUACCUGUUACCCAGUCUAAGCAUGGUAGAAUCCCCAAGUCCAUGGCAAAAACUAUCCAGCCCAAACAGGAUUCCACCCCUCAGCCCGCAGAGGAAAACAGCCAGUUCAAUGAGAGUGGUAUUUCCAAGUCCCCAGAGGAAACUGUCCAGUCCUGUGUGGGUGGUUUCCUCAAGUCUUCAGCACAGACCAUUGGACCCAGACAGAAGACUAUCCCUCAGGCCGCAGAGGAAAACAGCCAGUUCAAUGAAAGUGGUACUUCCCAGUCCCCAGAGGAAUCUGUCCAGUCCUAUGUGGGUGGUUUCCUCAAGUCUUCAGCACAGACCAUUGAGCCCAGACAGAAGACUAGCGCUCAGGAUGCAGAGGAAAACAGCCAGUUCAAUGAGAGUGGUAUUUCCGAGUCCCCAGAGGAAUCUGCCCAGUCCUAUGUGGGUGUUUUCCUCAAGUCUUCAGCACAGACCAUUGGGCCCAGACAGAAGACUAGCGCUCAGGAUGCAGAGGAAAACAGCCAGUUCAAUGAGAGUGGUAUUUCCGAGUCCCCAGAGGAAUCUGUCCAGUCCUAUGUGGGUGGUUUCCUCAAGCCUUCAGCACAGACCAUUGGGCCCAGACAGAAGACUAUCCCUCAGGAUGCGGAGGAAAACAACCAGUUCAAUGAAAGUGGUACUUCCGAGUCCCCAGAGGAAUCUGUCCAGUCCUAUGUGGGUGGUUUCCUCAAGUCUGCAACACAGACAGUUCAACCUAGACAAAGGACCAUCUCCAAUUCCUCAGAGAAAACUGGCCAGUCUAAUGAGGGCAGCAUCCCCAAGUCCUCUGUACCCAUGCAACCUAAGCAAGAUGUCCUCAAGUCCAUGGCAAAACCUAUCCAUUCCAAGCAGAGGACCAUCCCCAAGACCUCAGAGGAAACCAGCCAAUCCAAUGAAGGUGGCAUUCCCAUUCAUCCCAAACUCAGGACUAUUCCUCAGGGAAAGGACAAGUCCUCAGAGGAAACUGACCAACUCAAUGAAGAUGACAUCCCCCAGUCCUCAGCAUACAUCCAACUCAAGCCAGGAGAUACCUUAAAGUCCUUGGCAAAACCAGUGCCUCCCAAGCAGGGGAGCAUGUUCAAGUCCUUAGAGGAAACUGACCAGGCCAAUAAGGAAGAUAUCCUCCAGUCCUCAGCCUACAUACAACUGAAGGAAUUAGUAAAAUCUAUCCAAUACAAGCCAGGGGUCCUCCUCCAGUCCUUAGAAGAAAAUAGCCAGUUCAGUGAGGAUAGUGCCCCCAAGUCCCCAGCAUAUACUUUACAUCACAAGUCUUUGGUGAAAACUAUUCUACCUAACGAUGAGACAAUCCCCAAGUUUUCAGGGGAAACCAACAAGUCCAAAAAAGAUGGCAUCCCCAAGUCCUCAGUAUAUACCAACAAGUUCAAGGAAGUCAAACCCUUAUACAAAUCCAUCCUGCCUAAGAAGGGCAGCAUCACUAAUGUCUCAGAGGAAACCUUGCAGCAGCCCAUGAAAAGCACCCUUGAAAAGUUCCAAGAAGAAUUGACAGAAUACCCAAAGGAAACCCUGGUGAACAUGAUUCUGAGCCAUGAUGAAUUCAAGGACAUGCUCAGGGAGGCAGAGCAUAAGCUGGUAGUAGUGAACUUCUCAGCCUCUUGGUGCAGCUCUUGUAGGAUUAUGAGGCCAUUCUACCAUUCCUUGUCUGUGAAGUAUGAGAAUGUGAUGUUUCUGGAAGUGGAUGCUGAUGAUUGUGAGGAGGUGGUGAAAGUGUGUUCAGUUGCGUGUCUUCCAACCUUUCAGUUUUAUAAAAAAGAAGAAAAAGUGUAUGAGUUUCAUGGGGCCCUUAAGGAAAAACUUGAAGAAACCAUUAGAGAAUUAAAAUAA
Messenger RNA from Dipodomys spectabilis (banner-tailed kangaroo rat), 2181 nucleotides. RefSeq names its product thioredoxin domain containing 2 (gene Txndc2). The record is from RefSeq and is a predicted model, not a curated record. NCBI's taxonomy places the organism in Eukaryota, Metazoa, Chordata, Mammalia, Rodentia, Heteromyidae.